Molecule: messenger RNA, 2616 nt
Organism: Cryphonectria parasitica EP155
Lineage: Eukaryota; Fungi; Ascomycota; Sordariomycetes; Diaporthales; Cryphonectriaceae
Product: ankyrin
Exons: 3
Coding region: 1-2616 (871 amino acids)
Molecular function (GO): protein binding
Source: RefSeq, a predicted model, not a curated record
AUGGCACGAAAGAAGGAAACAGCCGUCGACUUGUGCGACAAGGCUGUGGUGCUGGGCAACAGCAUUGCCAUCCGGAUGCUCGAGUACCUCAGCACGGUAAAGCACCAGGUACAGGGGAUCCGAGAGCUGGCGAUGGUAUUUCUCGAUGUUGGUCGGAUUCUCUGGGUGAUCGAGUCGGGGAUGAAGGCGUCCAAGGCGGACAACAAGCACAUGCUCCCGGCCGACUUGACCACAGAGCUGGAGAAGCGGUUCCGGCAGACGAAUGACGAGUUUAUCGUGCUGAACCAGCUGGUGACGCGGUUCCUGGAGAAUGACAAGAAGUCUGGGUUCGCACGCUUCUCCAAGGGGUUCAAGAUGAUGUUCGCCGACUCGGACGUCAACAAGGUGCGCGCCAGCCUCGAGAGGAGCCGCGAGAGCCUGCGCAUGAGCUCGCUGGUCUUCAAGUGGUCCAUUGGCGAGGAGGAUGUGGACGCCACCAUCGGCAUCGGCUACACAGGCCUCGCUGCUGCCCUGGACCGCAUGAACGGCAUCGGCAACAAGCCUAGGACGGUUGCUCCUUCCUCGCGGGGCGCUGCCGACGAUGAGCAGCAACCCCCCCGCCAGACGACCCCUCAGGCGCCCCUUCCUGAGCUCCCUCGCCCCUCUGGCGAGCGCACGCUCGUCCAAGGGGCCCAGCCAGUCUAUGGCCAUGGAGGUGACAGCGUCCGAGAUGUCCAGCCCCCUCAGCGCAAGCCACAGCACGACACCCUGCUCGAGGACCUGCUCAGCGAGACGGACCUCAAUGACCACCAGCAGCAGCAACAUGACGACAUCCUGGGCGACGUGGGCCACGUGACGCGGCUCAAGGCAGACCCCAGCACCGUUCCCAGGUGGACACCACGGUUCACGACGGGCAACGGCAACCCGCAGUACAAGGCAGCCCUGGUGCAGGCCGUGCAGAAGAAGAGCCACACCGCGAUAGAGCAGCUCCUGGACCGAGGCGUGCAGCCAGACUCGGUGGCAGAGAUCAACCUGCUGCGCGAGGCCGUCCUGCUCCGGGAUCUCGAGACGGUGCGCCUCCUCCUCCUGUUUGGGGCCGAUGCCAACGCCAUCGACAAGGUUGGCUGCUCUCCCCUGUUCUCGGCCACCGAGCUCGGCUUCCUGGACGCCGCCAAGCUGCUCAUCAAGUACGGUGCCGACCCGAACAUGUCUGCUGGCCCCAACGCCGACACCCCGCUCGCCCUGGCCGUGCUCGAGAACAAGUUCGAUCUGGUCCAGCUGUUCCUCAUGUACGGAGGAAACUCGAACCAGAUCAUGGCCAACGGGAACACGACGCUGAUCCGGUCCAUCGACCGCAACACGCCCAAGCGGGUCAUCGAGCUGAUCCUCAACUACGGCGGCGACCCAAACAUCAAGAACGGCGAGGGUACUUCGCCCUUGUUCCAGUGCGUCAACGUCCAGCGUCUCGACAUUGCCCAUCUGCUCCUCGACCGUGGUGCAGACCCCAACCUGCCCGGCCCCAAGCACCUCCUGUGGCCCUCGACCUACUAUCCUCCCUUCCUCCGUCUCCUUCUGUCCCGGGGCGCCGACCACAAGAACGCCCCAGGCAUCAUGGAGCUGGCUACCUCGGUCAACAACAUCGAGUCGGUCCGCAUCCUCCUCAACGCAGGCGUGGACCCCAACGCCAAGAAAGACGGUGUCUACACGCCCCUGUGCUCCGCCAUCCGCGACAACCGCGCCGACAUUGUCACCCUCCUCCUGGCCAACGGUGCCGAUCCCAACACGCCCGCCUCCGAGUACCCUUGCUUCAAGUGUGUGUCUCAUCACCGCGCCCACUUCCUCCCGCAGCUGAUCGAGGCGGGCGCCGACCCCACGGAGCCCAAGGGCAUCGUCGAGAAGGCCGUCCAGCACAACAACCUGGACGCCUUGAUCUUCCUGCUGGAUCACGGUGUGGGCGUCAACGUCAAGUCCAGGGAGGGCUGGACACCCCUGACCACUGCCAUCCGCGACAACCGUCCCGAGAUGGUCGACCUCCUCCUCGCGCGCGGUGCCGACCCUGCCAUCCGCGGCCAGGACUGGCCCAUCAACCUGGCCGUCAAGAGGCCCAACAUCCUCAAGAAGCUGCUCCCGUCCAUCGCCAACCCCAAGAACUUCAAGGGCGUCGUCGAGAUGGCCGUGUGUGCCGACCAGCUCGAGAGCAUCCGCCUGCUCCUCUCGGCCGGUUUCAACGUCGAGGACAAGAACGGAGGCGUCUUCUCCCCCUUGACGAGUGCCAUUCGCGAGGGCAACAAGGAGAUCACGCGUUACCUGAUCGACGAGGCCGGCGCCGACGUCAACGCCCCCGGCGAGCACCUCCCCAUCAUCAAGGCCAUCCGGCGCAUGCGCAACAACGACACAGAGCUCCUGGAGCUGCUUCUCGAGCGGGGUGCCGACAUCAACCUGAUGUACCGCGGCUGGAACGCCGUCCUGCAGGCCGUCGAGAACGGCGACGCCAACGUGCUGCGCCUGCUGGUCGAGAAGGGCAACGGCGUCGACCUGGAGAAGACGGACGAGAACGGGCAGACGGUCCUGGAUGUGGUCAAUGGGCAUGGAUGGGACGAGGCAGUACAGAUCAUCAACAAGAGCGGCCGGCGGUAG